Molecule: messenger RNA, 1287 nt
Organism: Epithele typhae
Lineage: Eukaryota; Fungi; Basidiomycota; Agaricomycetes; Polyporales; Epitheliaceae
Exons: 8
Coding region: 1-1287 (428 amino acids)
Biological process (GO): peptidyl-threonine phosphorylation
Cellular component (GO): cytoplasm
Molecular function (GO): protein serine/threonine kinase activity
Source: RefSeq, a predicted model, not a curated record
AUGGAUGAAGACAUGGACAUGUCUGGCACUGGUGGACUCGAGCCUGCGUUCGAGCCUACGCCGGUGCCUCCGCAGAUGGUAGACGAGAACCGCAAGAUGCUCGACCUUGUGUUCGUGCAGGACUGUACGGGCAGCCAGGGCAGCUACAUUGCCUCCGCCACCAAGAACAUUGAGGAGAUCUGCAACCACAUCUACGAGUCCGGCAAGCUCCAGACCCGCGACGACCUCCGCAUCGGUCUCGUUGCCUACCGCGACCACCCCCCGCAAGACCACACUUACGUCACCCGCAACUUCGGCUUCUCGUCCGACAUCUCCCAGGUCCACAAGGACCUCUCGACUCUCUACGCGUCCGGUGGAGGCGAUGGCCCGGAAGCGGUGACCGCCGCUCUCCACCAGGCGCUCACCAUGGAGUGGCGGCCAACGGCGAGCAAGAUGGUCGUCCUCAUCGCCGACGCGCCUCCGCACGGCAUCGGCGAGUACGGAGACGGAUCCCUGCAGAUUGCGCGAGAGAUGGCGAGCAGGGGCAUUACCCUGUUUUUCGUCGCCUGCGAGCCUGCGCUCAGCGGCUACUCGUACGCGACGGACUUCUACCAAGCAAUCACGAAUAUCACCUCAGGCCUCAUGCUUCCUCUCACUACCGCGGAUCUAUUGACGCACGCCAUCGUCGGCAGUGUCCUCGAAAACCUCGACAUGGAACGCCUCGUACGAGAGGUCGGCCAGGCCGUGUCUCAGCGGAUAUUGGGCAACAACGAAAGCGUCGACGACGUUGCCCGCGAACUGCACGAACGCCUGCUGCUCCGCAACGAAAGCACGAAAAAGGUCGUCAUCGAGAGCAUCUACCGCGACUCUCCGGAGGCGAAGCACAACGUCGAUACCUACAUGAACGCACGCACCCUCGCAGAAGCGCGCCCGCAUCUCCAGAGAUUCGCAUCAGGUCCCGGGACGCGCUUCACAGACAAGUAUCUCCACGCGCGGAUGUCGUCAUCACGGAGCUCAUACUACGGAUCACCCUACGCCCCUCUCGUCACCGACUUCAAGGCCUUCGGGGCGUCCCCGACAGCAAGCGUGUUCGGCACCGCAGUGCAGUCAACGCCGUUCUCACUCGCCGGAGGCAAGGCUGCGUUCGGCGGUAUGCGCACGAACGGACGAGUGGGGACGUUCGAUGAUGAUGACGACGAGGACGAGGAUAAUGGGCGGCAGAAGGUCGAGCUGAGAGAAGACUCGAUCACGCUCGAUCAGGCGAGGCGGAUUGCGAUGCAGAGCGCCUGGAGAAGUACCCGCAUGUGA